Molecule: messenger RNA, 1969 nt
Organism: Prorocentrum cordatum
Lineage: Eukaryota; Dinophyceae; Prorocentrales; Prorocentraceae
Source: the annotation of a GenBank genome assembly
CGCCGGAGCCGCGGGGCCCCUGCGGCUACCGCCGUGGAUCGCUGUGCGCGGCGGCGCCGCGCGCCGCGGGGCGCUGCCUGGCAAGGCCGCGCCCGAGAGCGGCGGGGGCUGCGCGCCCCCAGCGGCGCAGGAGACGGGGGCUCCGCCGAUGGCGUGCGGCACGAGGAGCCCGAGCACCUGGCGUCGGAGUCGCCCAUGAGCAGGGUUCGUGAGGCCUUCGAGUGGCCCUCAGCAGAGUGCGACGCAUCCCCUCAGAAGGGAAGCACUCACAGCCGACUCCGAAAAGACUUGAUCAACUUGAACAAGGCGGUGAUCAAGUGGCUGGCCCACGAAGAGAUCGGUGUGCUGACGCGGGCCAAGCUGAGGGAACGAAUCCGAACCUCCACAGCGGCACGGUCACUGUGCGAAGCGCACGGGGACCGCUUUCGGAGAGGAGAGUUUGAAUGCCUCGCCCUGGACCGGGCGAUCGCGGCUCGAAUGAAGAGCAGCUUAGCACAGUCUUAAGACCGUCAGGAGAGCUCUCGUCUCGUAGAUCCGCAGUGCUGCCACCGCAGGCACGCUUCUCGGGGCAUCAUGCUCAUUUGAGCGACGCAGAAGAACGGGGUCGUCUUCACUGACAAUUCUGCGUACGCUUCCCGCGUCGGGCCGCGCGGAAACCUUCCUCGUUUCCAGUGUGGAGUGCCGCGCUGGCGGCCCGCGAAUGCCUCCACGUAAGGUCGCUAUGUCUCACCGCCCGUACCCCCCCCGAACCCGAAAUUCGGGCGAAGUUCGGGUCUUCGGAUUGGGUUGGGGUGGUUUGGUAGGUAGUCAAUGUCAUCUCGCGAAAGACCCCUGUCUUUUCGUCGCUCGCUUGAAUCUCAUCGCGGUGGCCUGUGCAGAGGAUCAAAGGGUGUGGUGCUCCGCGCCUCGUUCGUCCCGCCGCAGCGAACGAGCCGCGCAGGGCCGGGUGAGCGAUUGGGUGACCGCACCCGCGCCACCUCUUCGCUUAGAUGAGCUUCAAGCCGCUGGGGGCGUUUUUCAAGUUGACAACGGGAAAGGAACAACACCCCCAGCGUUUUAGAACAUCAACUCAGCCCCUGUGCCCUUGGCAGCGCUCAGGCGCAUGGCGACGGCCGCUGUACAGUGAGCGGAGCACCGGGGCAAGAUGCCAAGGCACAGAGCGCGUGGCGUCUUGGACCGUGUGACUGCAGCGCGGAGGGCAGACUUCGAGAUGCCUGCGGCGACUGCCGCCAUGCAGCACCCGUUGUUGUGAACUGCCCAGAAGGCUGCAGCACAUGACAGCUGAGAUCCCUAAAGCUCUCGAAGGCUACAUGGUGCGACACCUCUCAUCCAUGGGGCUCCCUCUCCCCUGGCUAUACAAGUGUAGUUUGAUGGCAGGGUUGGCUUUCUCUUGAAAGCUUGAUUGGGCCCGACGUCUUAGUGCAUGACACUCCACUGCGUGCCAGGGGCAUGGCUGAGGAUUAUUCUUGCAACGUGUUCAGUGGGUCUGAAGACCUUCACGUUUGCAUAUCCUGGAGCUUUGGCAGGCUUCCUCCAGCCGUACAGCUCUACAUUCAGGUCGUCACGCACUGCGCAUGGCGGCGUCUCGUGUACAGAAUCGCAGGUGCAAUGCUGCACUUCUCGACCGUCCUGUCGUAGCGCGUGAGUUGCUCUGGGCUGGGUGAGUGAUUGGGUAACCGCACCCGCGCUACCCUGGUGUCCUGAGCAGCACUCGUGUGCAUCGCGACUGUCGGUGUAUAGAGAGUUAGUGGAGCAUGUUCACGGUACCUUCCUCAGUGUUUGGGUCGGAACAACCGUGCUCAUACACGCUGCGCGUGCAGCGCUUGAUCUUCGAUAGCGAACGCUCAUGCGUGCAGAGUACCAUCAUGCGUUGCACAGGUGUUGAUGCCACACGGACGCUGAUCUCAAUCCGUCCGUGCACGCCCAACCUCGGCAUGUGCCAGGCAGGUCGCAUAUGCUACGUGGGAGA